This is a messenger RNA of Caretta caretta (loggerhead turtle), 14190 nucleotides long. It is a transcript of the gene HIVEP3, whose product is annotated as HIVEP zinc finger 3. The record is from RefSeq and is a predicted model, not a curated record. Gene Ontology annotation, molecular function: DNA-binding transcription factor activity, RNA polymerase II-specific; zinc ion binding; RNA polymerase II cis-regulatory region sequence-specific DNA binding. NCBI's taxonomy places the organism in Eukaryota, Metazoa, Chordata, Testudines, Cheloniidae. Gene Ontology annotation, cellular component: nucleus. Gene Ontology annotation, biological process: regulation of transcription by RNA polymerase II.
AUUGCAAUGGUUUGUCCGACAGGCUUUGCAGAUCCAGGACUAUACCGUUAACAGAAGCGUGGUGGGUGCUAAAUGAGAGCGCCCCGGGGAGAGGCGUUUCUUCCCCAGCCGCCGAGGAUGCUGCUCCUACUGCCCCUCAGGUGGGCUGGAUGAUGCAUGUCAGCAGGGGAGAAGCGUGUAGCGGCUGGAUGAAUGCACGGGGCAUGUGUGUCUGCAAUGGAUGGCAGCGAUUGUUUCCCUAGAAGUACGCGGGGCGCAUCAGCUCCGUUCACACGCUGAGAUCCGGGGGCUGGGUUGGUUCUGGGGGUUUCUUUUUUGCUAAAAAGAACCAGGAAAUGUGCUCCGGAGAGGUUUAGCUGGCGCUUCGUCUUCUUCCUUUGAAAACGAGGUGCUAAUGAAAGAACGCAAAUAGCAUUGGUUGAUCAGAACACUUCAUAAAGAAGGGCACAAUCACCAAGCCAAACAAGUACAGAAUCUGCCUGCCGUCAGACAGCGAAGGCUCCCUUUCAGAGAUCACCGUACUAAUGCCUGAGUGUUACUGCGACUUCAGAGAAAUGACUCUGUAGCGGCAGCUCACCAGCCCAUCAGAACAUCCCCCUGGAGACUCAGGGUUCCUGUCUCUUACAAGCCACAGUCAUGAGAGAGAAGGCUGCAAUGCAGGGGGCAUGGGAGCAGAGUCGAUGCAGACUGAAUUAAACCCUGAGCAAAAAAAGGAGGCACCCCAUCAAAAUUAAAGAAAAUCAGUUCCACUAAAUGUGGGGAAUACUUUUUCGAGGCCUUUGAACUCAAAAGUGGAAGAGCAGGAAGACACGGGGAACACACACCAUUCAGUGUUAUUUUCCUUGUAAAGGAAAACGAUGAUUAUGUGAUGAGCACUAAAGUCUCAAGUUUUCAAAGGUUUGCAUAACAAACAAGAGACACAUUGUGGGUUGCUUCUUGACUUUGAAGGCUUGCCACUGUCAACUGAAAUAAAAUGGCAAGAUUUAAAGCCUUAACCAAGUUCACAAGGAAAACAUUUGGACUAAAAGUUUUGGACAGUUUUCUCUCUUUGAAGUAGUUUGUCAUGCAUUACCAAUGUGAACUUUAUUGACCCUGAAACAUUUUUUUGAAUCAAAUAGCAACUUGUGAUACUUUAGUAAAAUCUUAUAUCAACAACCAUCUCUUGGUAGCUCCAGCUUCAUAGCAAAUGCAGGCAAAGCAGGGAAUCUACAGAGGAGACCUUUAUUAUUCAUAAAUGAAGCCUGCCAAAACCUGCCCAAAAUAGCAUUCAAAGACCCUGUUAAGGUCAUGGAUCCUGAACAAAGCCAGAAAAGCACAAAAAAGGCUGAGGAAAGUCCCAGAAAGAGGCUUACCAAAGGAGAGGCUUUCCACUCCAGUAUUUCAUCUGCCUCUACGUAUCAGGGCAGCUCUACGUCUUCACAAGCAACCCCUCUUCUUGAUAUCAGAUCGCUGCAGCACUUUUCUGGCUCCUUGCCAAUUCCAAGAGAGGAAUCUCAGGAGAAAAUUGGAAGUCAGAAGCAACCCAAGCAUUCCUCUUUGGAGCACGCUCCCCACGUUUCACAGCUUCAGCAGCAUUCACUGUCACCAGCAUUUAUGUCUCCUGGAAAACCAGAGCAGAUCCUUGAAGGGCCCACAUGGCAGCUAGUCGAUCCAGUAAGACCGGGUCCUUCUGGCUCUUUUUCGUCACCUGGGCUUCAUUCUCAUCACAGCCAGCUCAUACCUUCCCAUUCACCAAUCCUUCCUGGAGAGGACAUGCCAUCCGUUCAAAAAGUCUAUAUCCCUCGACCUUCCCAAGUUUCCUUAAAACAAACUGAGGAAGUGCACAAGAAGGAGAAGAAACCGCAGAAGCCAGGCAAAUACAUUUGUCAGUACUGCAGUAGGCCUUGUGCAAAGCCAAGUGUUCUCCAGAAACAUAUCAGAUCACACACAGGUGAGCGGCCGUACCCUUGCAUUCCAUGUGGCUUUUCUUUUAAGACUAAAAGCAAUUUGUAUAAACAUAGGAAGUCUCAUGCUCAUAGAAUAAAAGCGGGGCUGGCCUCAGGAAUUGGAGCAGAGAUGUAUCCUUCCAGUUUGGAAAUGGAAAGGAUCGGUGGGGAGGAAUUUGAAGAACCUACUGAAGGAGAAAGCACAGAUUCAGAAGAGGAGACAGGUGCAAUGUCAGGUCAUUCAGUAGAACUAUCACCCCGGCGAAAGCACACCCUGUUAUCUAGUAGUUUGCAUAGUCUAGGAAGCCAAGGUUCCAGCCACGACCGGUGUUCAUUAUCCCAUUCCAGUAUGUCUCAGUCUCUUGAGGACAACAUGCAGUUUGUGGAGCCCUCAUCUGAUCAUGCUUUGAGCCACAAAUCAGAAGAUACACAUACUAUAAAACAGAAGCUUGCACUCCGAUUAAGUGAAAGGAAGAAGGUGAUAGAUGAGCAGGCGUUCCUUAGCCCUGGCAGUAAAGGAAGUACAGAGUCAGGCUACUUCUCGCGAUCAGAAAGUGCAGAACAACAAAUCAGCCCACCAAAUACAAAUGCAAAAUCUUAUGCAGAAAUUAUUUUUGGGAAAUGUGGGAGAAUUGGGCAAAGGACAGCAAUGUUAGCUGCGACCACAACCCAGGGGUUUCCACACGUGUCCACUGAAGAUAAGCCUAGCAUGGUACCAUUGUCUGUGCCCAGAACACAGGUUAUUGAACACAUCACUAAGCUAAUUACAAUUAAUGAAGCUGUUGUAGAUACCAGUGAAAUAGAUAGUGUGAAGCCUAGAAGAAGUUCUUUAUCUAGACGUAGCAGCAUUGAAUCUCCAAAGUCUGGUGCAUAUAGAGAACCAUUUCAGUUUGACAGCAAGUCUGGUUCCAGUAGCCAGUUGAAUGCAUCAAAAUCAUUGACAUCUCAUGGUGAAAAAAUUAAGCCUGAACAAUCAUUGUUAUCCCUUCAGCAAUCCCACAGUGCCACAGAGACAGUGCCUCUCCUAAGAAGCCAUUCAAUGCCUUCUGCUGCCUGCACUAUAAGCUCCCCUCAGACCUUUAGAGGUAGUUAUUCAUUUGAUGACCACAUCAUGGAAUCUGAUGUCGUAAGCCGCAGUCAAGUGUUUUCUUCACAUCCUCGAAUGCUAAAACGACAACCAGCUAUUGAGCUACCUUUGGGAAUGGAAUAUGGUUCAGAGGAGGUUAGCUCAGUAAGCAAAGAAACCGUUUCCAAACCUGCCGAGGAACAAGAAAUCAAGGAAAGUGAUCUGACGAGAAAGUCAAGGAAGGGUCCGAAAGUUAAAGGGUUCAUUUAUGAGUGUAAUAUCUGUGGUGCUCGCUACAAGAAAAGGGAUAAUUAUGAAGCGCAUAAGAAAUAUUACUGUUCAGAACUUCAGAUCUCAAAGCCUCAUUCUUCCAGUUCCCAUACCUCUUCAGAAGCUGAGAAAAGUCUUGUGGAUCCUGAUACAUGGCCGCAGAUGAUGCAUUACAAGCUGGGGACCAGUUUAGAGCUUACUCCACUCAGAAAAAGACGAAAAGAAAAGAGCCUUGGUGACGAUGAGGACCCUCCAGCUUUUGAGUUGCCUGAAACUCCCUCAUCCAGCAUGAGGCCAGUAAGUCAGUUUGCUAACCCAGCAUCAUCGGAUGUUGCUUUGAACUUACCCCGUGAGUCCAUUAAGUCACCAGCUGAUACAGGUAAAGCCAUCCCGCUCACUGAAAUUAGUGCUGGCUUUCUCUCCAGAACUACAAAGCCAGUUUCUAGUACAGAAAGCAAAGAGAGAAGAAAAACUUCAAAAGAGAUCUCUGUCAUCCAGCAUACAAGUUCCUUCGAGAAGUCUGAUUCUAUAGAACAGCUGAGUGGCUUGGAAGCAGAAGAAAAACCUUUAACCCAGUACUCAUCUCAGCCAGCAAUGCAGCACAAUAGGCCACCUCAUUCCCUGCAGCCAAAGCUGGUACGCCAACCCAACAUCCAGGUCCCUGAGAUUCUUGUCACUGAAGAGCCUGAUAGACCUGAAACCGAGCCUGAGCCACCUCCUAAAGAGCCAGAAAAAACUGAGGAAUUUCAGUGGCCUCAGAGAAGCCAAACUCUCUCCCAACUUCCUGCCGAGAAACUCCCGCCAAAAAAGAAAAGGCUGCGGCUGGCAGAAAUGGCUCAGUCUUCUGGAGAGUCCAGUUUUGAGUCCGUCUCCCUGACGAGAAGUCCAAGUCAGGAAAGUAGUAUAUCCCAUGGCUCCAGCCAUUCCAUUUCAUUUGAUCGUGAAGAAUACAGUAAAUCCGAGGCUGUCAGCCAGCCCUCUGAAUCCCAUACUAAACCCCUUGGCAUUGGCUCACAUAUGUUAAUGGUACCAAGCCACCAUCAUCAUUCCAGGGAAAUGCGAAGAUCUGCUUCUGAGCAGACCCCUAAUGUGUCUCAUCCUUCUCAGAUGUCGGAGCCCCGUAGUAAAUCAUUUGACUAUGGAAGCUUGUCAUCCUCUUCUGCUUCAAUACCUGGCCCUUCAGUUUCCUCGGCUCCACAGGAGAGGAGGAAGUGCUUUCUGGUUAGGCAAGCAUCUCUUACCAGUCAUCCAGAGCAUGAGCCAGACUCAGCCCCAAAAGGAAGGCAAGAGACAGAAGAACUAUUGCCUUCUUCCAGUAAAUCUCCUGCCACCAGUUUGCCCCAUCAGCCUACAUCUUCAUUGUCCUCAUCCCCACAUGGUGAUAAGAGUCAGCCAAAAGAUAGCCCUCAGCCUGUGUACAGCCAGCCAUACUCUGAGGCUCUGCAGGUGUUUCAUCAUCCGAUGCCACAACUAGCACUGCAUGAAAAACAGCGUAUGUCCCCACAAGUAUCUCUCUUCCCUUUCCAGCACCUUCUGCCGCAGCCAGGACAGUCUGCAGAGCUCUUCUCCACUCAUACUGUGUCCGACAUCCUCUCUGCUCAAUUUCCUAUGCCACAGAUUCCUCCCUCUAUAUUUCAGACACCACCACUUCCUCUUCAGCAGGCUCUUCUCCACCCAGGCCAGCUUCACGUUGUCCCUCCAUUAAUGUCACAUCCAGCAGAAGUACCAUACAGGCAGCACGCUUCAUUCUUACCUGUCCAUUACCCAGGCUCCUCACCGCUCCCUUCUGCAUUUUUUCUACCUCUACAGUCUCCGUUUGCUCUCCAGUUGCCGAGUGAGGUUGGUGGCCAUUUACCACAGAUCAAAUCCAGUGUCUCUCCACCAGCAGGAGCCUCCAGCCUUUCUCCAUGCACAGAGUACAGCUCUGACAGCAGGUUACAUCCUUUGACCAGCACAACCAGCCCUUCAGCCUCAGUCUCCACAUCUCAGCUGAUGGUUCCUACAUGUCCGGCUCCUAUGGUAUCACUUGUAGUCCCCGUUCGCAUUCAGACUAACAUGCCAACCUAUGGGAGUGCAAUGUAUACUACUCUUUCUCAAAUCCUAGUCACUCAGUCCCAGUGUAGUCCAUCUUCUAUUGUCCUUCCAAAGUUUGAUGAUCGCCAACCCAAAGGUGCCCUGGUGUGCAGCUCUGACGUUCAUGGAAUAGGCUUCGAUUUGGCACAGAUGAUCACAGAGGAUCAAAGAAGCAUCUUCCAGACUCCAUAUCUCAGAGUGCCAUUGCCAUUACCAGAAAGGAAGGGCUAUAUGCCACUCACCUCCCCAUCAGAAAGUGUCCUGGGAUUGGAAGGAGGCUCAUCAACAGUUGGUGGAAGCAAGCGGAUGCUCUCUCCAGCUGGUAGCUUGGAGCUGACGAUGGAAACACAGCAGCAGAAAAGAGUGAAAGAGGAGGAAGUCUCUGAAGUGGAAGAAAAGUUGGAAGUGGUGAAGCCGUCCAGUGCAAUAGAGGAGGGGAAAAAGCAGGAUAUAUCUCACUUUCUGCCAGAGAGCCAAGGCCGACUUGAGGUUGAAACUCCACCUAGUUUGUCCUCAAAGCAGUCUGAGCCAAAGGAAAUCCCAAGUAUUAUGCCACCAGCCUUGCCACAUUCAGGUGCUUCGAGCUUUGAGGCACUGGAGGAAUACACACCACACGCUGGCAAGCAGUUCCGAAGCAAGACACCUUUGCAAACAGUAAAGAAGGAAGACUCCAAAGAGCUAGCAGAACACCCCCUACCAAAUCCUCCGAGCCCAGCGCCUCAUUUCGACGUCACGCAAAGUGCAAUGAAGUCUCGAGAAGGUACAGAUCUGAAGAAGGUACUUCAGUUCCCCAGUCUCCACACAACUACUAAUGUCAGUUGGUGCUAUUUAAACUACAUAAAGCCAAAUCACAUCCAGCAAGUCGACGGAAGGUCCUCAGUGUAUGCCAGCUGGUGCAUUAGCUUGUAUAAUCCCAACCUCCCAGGUAUAUCUACUAAAGCAGCCCUCUCACUCCUGAGAUCCAAGCAGAAGGUGUGCAAAGAAAUCUAUACCAUGGCUACUGCUCCACGUCCAGAGACAGGCAGGCUUGUGCCGUCCAGCUCCAGGAAGCCAAAAAUGACAGAGGUUCAUUUGCCUUCACUCCUUUCCAAUGAAGGUCGAAAAGAUUUAACUAGAGCUGAGAAGGAAGAGGAUAAAAGAGGCAAAUCAGAAGAAGAGGCUCCCAUUUCCAAAAGAGGGGAGCCAGCCAGGAUCAAGAUCUUUGAAGGCGGGUACAAAUCAAACGAAGAGUAUGUGUAUGUGCGAGGCCGCGGAAGAGGGAAGUAUGUAUGUGAGGAAUGUGGAAUUCGCUGCAAGAAACCCAGCAUGCUGAAGAAACACAUUCGCACGCACACAGACGUCAGGCCAUACGUCUGCAAGUACUGUAACUUUGCAUUUAAAACCAAAGGGAAUCUGACUAAACAUAUGAAGUCAAAGGCCCACAGCAAAAAAUGUCAGGAGAUGGGCGUGUUGGUGUCUUCACUGGUGGAGCUGGAAGCUGAAGAAGGAACCAGUGAAGACCUAUUCCAAGAUUCCGAAGGGAGGGAGGGAUCCGAGCCUAUUGAGGAGCACCAGUUUUCAGACCUAGAGGAAUCUGACGAUGACGAUGACAAUGAAGAUGAUGAAGAUGAGGAGGAAGAGGAGAGCCAAGAUGAGCCACCUUUAAAGUUUUCAGAAGCAAAACAUACCUCCCUUCCAAUGCACUCUUCGGGCAGCUCUCCAUCUGCUCCAGAGGAAUGCACAGGAGCAGCAUUGUCUUUAACACAAGAUAUUGUCUCCAGCAUCCAACAAGUAGGCAGGGGCCACCAGACCACUUCCUCAGGGCUGGAAACAAAAUGGUCAGCAGACAGUAGCGAAGUUGCUGUUUGCCACAGCUUCUUGAGUCUCCAUAGGCCAGCUUUGACCUCCAGUGAACAUUUGGCUUCUGCUGAAAGGGAAUCUGUCACAAAGCAGCACAUGUUCUUAGCUAUGGACCUGUCAACCUCAGAAGACACCUCCCCAAGAAAGAAGUGGUCUCCAGGCAAGGACUCUGGUGGUGGUGGCGGCAGCGGCAGCAGGCCAAUGCUAGCUAGAAAGCACUUGUUAACCAAAAAUGAAACUUCACCGAAACGUUUCUCGCCAACUGGAGAAAUGUCUUCACUAAGGUGCCUGUCUCCAGGGAGAGGGAUGUCACCGUGUCAGCGCAUGUCACCGAGAAGGGAGGCAUCUCCACUGAGAUGUUUGUCACCAAGGCUUGAGCUGUCACCCGGCAGGCACCCUUCCCCAAGAAGAGAGUUAUCCCCAAGAACGUACCUCCCACCAGAGAGGGGGGUCUCCCCUGUGGGGCAUUUGUCUCCCAGCAGAGAGAUGUCAUCAGUCAGAUAUUUAUCACUGAAGAAAAUGUUGCCUCCAGCCUGUUCAGAGUCACUUUCUAGAUAUCCAUCCCCAGGGAAAGAGGACUUGCCUUGUAGCAGCAAAUCAGCUGCAGAUGACCAAGUUCAAAGCUCAUUAAAACUCCAGCAUGGAUUAGCUUCAAUGCCUCUACCUCACAGGUUCCUUGGCAAAAGUGCAGAGCUGUAUGAGUCCAAGUCGAAGAUAGAACCUCGAAGCCCAGCAUGUUCACCUGGCAUCACACAGCCUGUCUGCUCCAAACCCUUGCAAGCAUCCCAUGAACUACAUGUCCAUGCUCCGAGCCGAGGGGAAGAGAAUGUCUUCAGCCAUCUUCCGCUGCAUUCACAGCAGCUAACAAGGACUCCAUAUCCUAUGAUUCCCAUUGGGGGCAUCCAGAUGGUCCAGGCCAGGCCAAGUACCCAUCCCAGUUUGAUGCCCAAUUCAGUUGUGUCCCUGCAAGCAGGAUAUUUUUCACCUGGUGGCAAUGGCAGCAGCAGCUUUACAGAAUCCAGCCAGGCUGAGGAAAGGGGCAAGGAACCACAGGUCCCACAAGAAUCUUCAUCCAUAUCCCUAGCUGCGAAGGUUUCUAAAUACACACUGUCCCCACAGCUUAAAGGCAGCGGCUACUUAGAAGAGAAAAUGAGGACUAGUGAGCAUCAGCAAAAGACAGAACAGGAGGAAUACAGGGUAAAAAAGUAUGGUGAGCCCAGCCACUCAGAGCAAGAAGGCUGCUCAGCUCCCACCGACUGUCCGAGCACAAAUUAUGAGCACUCUCCAAAGCCUUCAACAAGCGGGGAAGAACCCUUGAAAAAAACGGGCAAGAAGCAAUGUGGCAGCUCAAGCACUUACUUUGAAUCAUCCUGCACUUUCAUCUCAGAUUUCCCCGCACAGACGUUGGACAGAAGCAGCAGCACCGGCUGCUUGUCGGAGCCCUCAUUGAGCCAUUCACACUCCCACCAGUUCUCCGUUAGGAGAAGGAACCUCUCGGGAGAGCCAAGUCACCAAGGGGGAACCCAUAGGAAGAGCAGCCCGCACUUAGAACUCACACGGUUCAGUCAAGCUCAAAGGCAGGUGGAUGAGAAUACAGGAAGUACUUAAAUCUCCAUUUAUCUCUUCCACCUCUAGGCUUCCUGUGUAAAUCAACAGACAUUUUCAACACUAUUUCCUUUACUAUAAUCAUCGCUAUACAAAGCACUCUAGUGUAUGACCAAACCCAUGGAAGAUUCUUGGUUUUCUUUGUCCCAGUCUGGUAUUAUCUCCACAUGUAUGCAGUUACUUGUGCCUUUUUCUCUACCUUUUGUUGCUUGAAAUGUACAAAAAUGUUUGAGGCUGUGAAUAUUUUUUUAGAGUUUUUUGGAAAGGGGUUUGUUAGACCUUGUCUUUUUUGCCAUUUAGGUGUGUGUUCAUAUAUGCUCGAGAGAUGCAGAAAGGAAAAGGUUAAGCAUUUUAAGGGGGAAGAAGAUGCACUGAAAACAAAAACAAAAAAUCUUUUUUAAUAUUGAUUAAAUGAUUAAAAAAACAAACCCUUUCUCCUGUGUACAGAAGUUUAUGAUUCAUAUUUAUUACCUGCUUUAUUUAAUUCUUGGCAAAGUGCUUUUUUUUUGUUGUUGCAUCACUCUGGUUGCCUAUCUUUGUGCUUUAAACAGUUGCGACUGCUUUACAUUUGAAAAUGUGUUUACCCUGAAUUGUAAAUGAAACUAGCACUUAUUUUAGAAUGGAAGGCCCAUUAGCAAUGAAUGCAAACAUCACUCCAAAAAGAAAAAAAAAUCUCAACGCACCUCCCUUCUGCAGAACCCAUAAAAGCACUUUUUUUAAAAGCGACAAAAGGGUUCUUCAAAUAUUUAACUGCAAGAAAACAAGGAGGUAUCGAAUGUAGAACCAGUUCUGGGAAUGGCGUUUCACGGUUUGUAAAAGGGCCAUUCUUAGGCGUGCUUUAAUAGUGACAUUCCAGGACUGGCUGCUCUUACAGGGCACAGUCUGCUAGUGGUCCUGCCUGUGUCACCCCGAUGCCCCGUUUUCUGGGGUUUCAAAGCCCCCUGUCACCAUUCGCUCCUGGGUUCAAAAUGAAAAUAAAGUCUCAGCCUUGCAAACAACUUUUGGCCAUACCUUUAUUUAUAUUUCUACAGCCCUUGCCUUCCCAAACAAUUCCCAUGCGGCCCUUUUUAAGGAAAAAGUUAUAGGGAUGCAAUGAAGAGCUCAUGUGCUCUUUUAUUUGCACACCUAUGGCUUUGUAACCCACAACUGGCUCCAUGGCAUAUUUUAUUUUAUUUACUUAUUUAAAUGAAAUGUUGCAAACACCUAGCCUCCAUUGUGUGGAGGGGCCUUUUGGGUAUUUCAUAAACAGAGGUUCUGAUGACUGAGUGGAUAAUGUAUGAAAAUUGGCCUGUUAUGCAUGCAUAGUAACUGUUUUCAUAGCAUAUUUUUAAAUAUGACCAUCUCUAGCAGAGCGUUGGCCUCUACUGCCAAUAGAUGUGAUACCAAAUAUGGAGAGAUGUGAUGGAGCCAUUCUGCUCUGUUGUGUUAACACACUUUUUAAAAUACACACGUUCAGUACAUGUUUCCCCUAAUAGACAGCAGGCUCUUUACUGCUUCAGAGGGCUUUCCAAUCAAUGGAAUCUGUACAAACACAUUUUUAAAAGAAAACAAACAAACAAAAAGAUAGAAAUAUUUAACCAAUGGGCCAUUUCUUUCUUCUUUCAGAGCUGUCCCAGUUUAUCGGGUACAUAAUACACUUUUUAAAAUAAUAAUAAUAAUAAUAAAUCAAAUAUAAUCCUGAAUGAGGACAUAUUACCUUGCCAGACUUGAUGAGCUAUGAACUGCUCCUGACUGAUGGGUGAAUAAUAUGGGGUGUUUUAAAUAAACUUCUGUGAUAUUUUUUCUUUUGGUAUAAAGGGAAUUAAGUUCUAAAGAAGAUCCGAUGGAAAUAACAUUAAGAUUGUGACACCAACUAAACCAGUGUCCAGAUUUCAGAGUUCACUGGACCCCACCUCCUCAUUCCUGACUAGCACUUUUACCUAGUUUUCCUUUCCCCCGAUCCACGCACAGCAUAACUCUGACCCCCUCAAUCCUCCAGUCAGACCCAAGCAGAUUUCACUGCAGGAUUGUGGCUCAUGGCCCAACUCAGCAAACCACCUCUGUUCAGGAAAACAUGGUUACGUCCCAUUCAUUUUAAUGGGAAUUAAGCACAUGUUUAAAUGCUGUGAUGAGCAGCGAUGGACUACGGAAUCAGGGCCUGGGCGUGAGCAUCAUUUGAACCCAUCCCUUCCCUCCAUAAUGAGUACAGCUUUGAAUUUCCUGGCUAUGGCUGGUUCUCUCUUUUCUUUCCCCUUGUCACAUUCUUAACAUUAUUUCAAGGUAGCUUUAUGUAUUUAAUUGUUUUUUUAUAAUUGAAAUUGUACAUAAAGAGAAAUAAUGCAGUGGUUGUACACAGCACCUGGUUACACUGAGUGCAUAUGACGUUAACUUUGGGCUAGAUCAAAUUUGCUUGGCUUUAUUUUCUAACCAUAUUUUAACCCUUGACAUGUCAGCACAUUGGAAAGAGCUUGGUUUUUUUCCUGUCACUUCUGAGGGAAAACCACAAUUCCCGCAGUGUUAAGGUGCACCCAUAUCCUGCCAAGCUUUGGUCCCAUUCACAUAACAUGCCAAUCAUGUGCAGGAGUAAUCUGUACUCUCUGUGGGUGAAUGUGCAUGUAUGAACGCAGGCACCACUGUAAACUCUAUGGGAGUACAGGCAGAAAUUCCCAGCCCUCAGGCCUGGCCUGGAUUCCCAUUGUGACAAAUCUCCUGUAGUUUUCGGGGAGAAGCUAGGAUUGGGUGGAAUUCUGCCUCAUGGCGCCCUCUACUGUGUUCAGCAGGUACCUAUGGCAGGUCAGAAUUAGCCACAUAGGAUCAGAAAAAGAAAAACAGCAUUGAUAUGUAUGAGCAAAAUGAUCAUGUUAGUUUGACUCCAAGGGAAACAGUGCCCCCCACUAAAGCAUGAUGGUCUCUUGGUCUGAGCACAGGCUUAGAGGACAGGAAUACCCAAACGCUAAGCCCAGCUCUGCCAUUAAAUCACAGUGUGACCUUGAGCAAAUCACUCAACUCCUCUGGAUCAUAUUCUGACAAGGUUUAAACUGGUGCAACGCCAUUUAUUUAAGUGGAUUUUCACCUAUUUACAUCAGGUGCCAGUCCUGUAAACAUUUAUUACCGAGCAUUGCACUGUUUAACCUUGUGCACUCCUUGGCUUAGUCACAGGCGUACGUGCUAUGCUCGCUAGUAAGUGUUUGCAGUUUUGAACUCUUACUGUGGCUCUUUGUGUCUAUUCCUCCAUUUGUAAAUAGGGGAGAAUAAAUCCUGAUUUACCUUCCGAAGGUUUGGAGGGGAGGAAUCAGUUAAUAUGUGCACAAGCACUUUGUAUCCCAUGCUACAAAAGAGAUGAAUAAUACAAAUAACAAGUUAAAAAACAGGUGGAAAAAAUAAUUUUUUGAAAAGUUCCAGAAUUUCAUCUAUGCCAGAGGUUCCUGGCUGUGGUCCAGGAAGCACCAGUGAUCUGUGGAGUGCUGGAUGUUGACCUACAGAGAGCUGGCUUUUCAUGUGGAUCCAGUUAUCCUUUUAUCUAGCUGCUGAAUGUUCCCCUAAUGUUCCCUUUCCAUGUAAGCCAUUGCUGGGGGUGCUACUCAAUGGCAAACGGGUAUGGAUGUGUCCAUGAGAGAAUCUGUCAGUGAAAGACCCACCUUAUGAAACAAUUUGACUCUCUCUGUUCUCAGUAGACUCAGUCAUGCAAUGUAUUGAGCACUCUGCCUUGAUCCAAUAAAGCAAAGCACUUAAGCAUGUGCUUAAUGUUAAGCAUGCGCAUAGUCAUAUUUACUUCAGUGUGCUUAAAGUUAAAGGACAUAUUGAACUUCUUUCCUGGAUCAGGGAUGGAGUGCUCAGCGUCUUUCAGGAUUGAGCCCUAUCAGUGUCUGUUCCCAGACACAUCCUGCAGCCUUGCAGCAGAUCAUUGUCAGCCCAAAUUAUUUACAAGUUGUCAGUUUCUUGCUAGAUACCCAAGAAGUACAACAGGAAACUCUUAAACCUAGUGAUGCAGUAGCUGUGGCUUUAUUGGUUACGACUGGGGGAUGUGUUUCAUCACCUGUUAUUACAGGGCAACAUUUUCAGACAUGGGUCAUUGAAGUUAGGCUCCUAAAGCCAUAGUUAGACACCUAGGUAAAAGGGAUCUGCUAUUCAGCAAUGCUGAGCGCUCAUAAAUCCUGCUGAAAUCAACAGGAGUUGCAGGUAUUCAGCAGCUCUAGUAAUCAGACCACCUCUACUGAGGUGCCAAAUCUGGGUGUAGGAGAAGAUUGUCACAGACUCAAAUAGUAGUUAGGCCUCAUAACGUCCACUAAAAGUUAAUAGGAGUAAAGGUCCUGAUCCUCAAAGGUAUUUUGGGGCCUAACUCCCAUUAAUUUCAAUGAGAGUUUGACCCAGAUCCUCAAAGGUAUUUCAGCAUCUCAGAGCCCUACUUGCCUUUGACUUUCCUGCCGGAGGAGCCAAAUUUUAGGCAUCAAGACUCGAUAAUUUGGUCAUAUAUUUGUAUUUAAUUUCCCUCUACCCCUUCUUGAAAAGCCACCAAAAAAUUAGUUUUAAUUAAUUCCUUUUGUCCCUUCUAAUUUGUUUUUCCUUUUGAUCCUCAAAAAUAGUAUCUAAACAAAAUACAUUGACACACAAAACUGUGUAAUUAUAACUAUUUUUACUCGAAUUGUGUGUACAAUUUGAUCUAGCCCUUUUACUUGUUCUUACACCAUUCUUUUUCAUUUCCUGACUUGGUUUCAUCAUGUGUUUCUUCUUUUUAAAAAAAAUUUCCAUCUAUUGCACAGUAUUUACAAAUAAAAAUAUUGUAAAUUAUUUACACACACACACACACACACAAAAAGAAUCAGUCCUGAUGGCAUAAAACCAAUUUGUUUUCAUUACUGAACUAUGAUGGCACUUAAGAUCACUUUAGUAAAUGUAAUGUAAAAAAUAAUAAUAAUGUGUACGCAAAUUUAAUAUACAUGGUCUCAUGUAAGAUACAUAUUUGCCUUUUUUUCUAAAAGAUGUAUGUAUUCUGUAAGUGGAAUAGUCUGUAGAAAGUUUCUAUAUGUUCUUAAAAAUGGCAAUACAUUCCAAAAAAGGUACUGUAAAUAUGUACAGUGUACAAUGUAAUUUGGUAGUUUUGCCUGUAAUUUUAUUUUAACUCCAGUUUCUACAUUUGCAUCUUGCAAUGUCUGUAUGGUUAUAUCAGUGCAAAAAAAAACAAAAAAAAAAAACGGGGAAAAAAAUGCAGGUAAAAAGCACAGAGUCUGAUGUAAAAAGUGAGAAGAAAAAACAAAAGGAAAAAAUACUCAGUAUUUGAUGUUUGUGACCCUUGUUGUAAAUGACAUCUGUACUGUGAAUGAGACGUUUUUACGAGUAUGCUAUUGCCUUUACUACCGCUCGAGGCUGUCCGCUCAGUCUGAGCAUAUUUUUAAAAAAAUAGCAUGUUGGAAUAAAUUUUAAAGUCCCAACAUA